AUGGUAGCGGGCGGCAUUCCUAUCAAUCCUACCAUAGGGGUUCCUCGAACCCUUAAGGUCUCUACUACUGUACCCGCUAGUUUGGGUUCUACAGGCCAUUUGAACGUCAGCACAACUAGCUAUAUACUGUCACAGCACUAUCAACAACAACACGCGCAACAACAGCAACAACAACUGGCCAGAGGUGGACGCUUCUCAUCUGGUUCUCUGACUGGGCUCACUUCUAUCUCAAGUGUUUCUGCCCCUGGCCCCCUUGAUUCCGAGGUAGGUGGAGUUGUUGGUGGUAUGACCUCGUUACACUUUCCUCAUCACUCGGCACCCGAAUCCAAACAGCAGCAACAACAGCAACGUAUCUGCCUAACCGUAUCACCAGGUGGUGCGACUGGGGGAGUUGUAGAUUUGGUGGGCACAAGCAGUUUUCCUGGUGGGACAGGAGCCAGUGGCAGCGGAGUUACAUUGAUACAGCAGCAUUCACAUCAACAGCCGUUAAUGGUAAUCUAUUUGGAUUCCCUGAAAUUAUUUUGCUACCUUAAACCGUUAUCACAUUUACUUAUUGGCUAA
This is a messenger RNA of Protopolystoma xenopodis, 561 nucleotides long. The record is from the annotation of a GenBank genome assembly. NCBI's taxonomy places the organism in Eukaryota, Metazoa, Platyhelminthes, Monogenea, Polystomatidea, Polystomatidae.